This is a messenger RNA of Funneliformis caledonium, 732 nucleotides long. The record is from the annotation of a GenBank genome assembly. NCBI's taxonomy places the organism in Eukaryota, Fungi, Glomeromycota, Glomeromycetes, Glomerales, Glomeraceae.
AUGAGACCCGAGAGAAAUUCCAAGAAGAAUGACUUAUUAGGAUUUUUAAUUAAGAGAGUGGAUCGACAACCUGAAGAAGCUCUAAAGGCGGCGUUAGAUUAUCAUAAAGUUGAAUUUAAACUUGAUGCUGAAUCGAUCAUGACAACCAAAGAAAUUCGAUCCUUAACAGUCAAUUCAAAUAUCUACCGUUGGAUACUUAGAACUUACGGUCCCGAUUCUAAGGCUACGCAGAAAUGCUUUGAUGACAUUGUUGAAUCACGAGUUUGGAUCGAUCUAAAGUUACAAGAGAAUCCUGAUAGAGAAAUUCCGGACCGUCUUUCACCCCGUUCUUUUUAUUCUAUUUGCUCCAUUUAUCUUGAAUAUUGUAAUGAGAAGGUUCCGAUUAAAGCAAGUUACUUGCAAUACAUACAAUUGGCAAAAAGUUAUGAAAUCAUUCACCCAUUUUUUAAAAUAAGUUUGCCCAUUAUAUUUGGAUUACAAUUGGAAGAAUUCUCUUUAAAAGUUUCAUAUGACUAUAACAGGCCAGAAAUUAUAUUAAAUCACAGAGCUCAAAUUAAUAGACAAUCCAAUGAAAUCAAUAAUAUUCCUCGAAAUCAUGCUGAAAGGAAAUAUUGGUUCAUUUUACUUGAAAAUAUAUAUUAUAACAUUUAUCAACCAAAUUAUGCUGAUAUUAGCGAAAAUUUUAAGGAGAACCUGGAAUACUUUUGGAGAAGGAUUCAUGGGCAUUACUAA